Brassica oleracea var. oleracea is the source of this 1807-nucleotide messenger RNA. RefSeq lists its product as uncharacterized. Bases 34 to 888 code for a protein of 284 amino acids. The record is from RefSeq and is a predicted model, not a curated record. Lineage: Eukaryota; Viridiplantae; Streptophyta; Magnoliopsida; Brassicales; Brassicaceae. The transcript is spliced from 2 exons.
GAAGAACUAUCUGCAUUCGUGUAAAAGUAAUCAAUGGAUUAUUCAUCCACGAUAACCAUCACGAGAGAAGAGUUGAAUGCUUUUCACUUGUAUGACAGAGCACUUUUCUCUCGUCUUGUCAUAACUCUAAGACGAGACAUUGGCCAGUCUUAUCAAGUUAUGACCUUUCUCCUCUAUCUCGAGACGAUUGCUCCUCACCUGAGAAACUUGAUAGCGGAUUUUGCCUCUUUAACGGACGUUUUCGUCAACAUGGUCGCUGACCAAGUCGUGACGUGCAUCAAGUGCUUGUCCUACGACGAUUUUCCAGCAUUUGUGACCCACUUGAGGAGAAGCAUCCUCUCCCCAGAGAUACCUUAUAUCACGGAUGUCACAAGAGGGUACCUAACUCUCAUAGUCAUCCACAACAACCGUGAAAACAUUCUCUUUGAGAUGAAGAAGCAUAUGACGCGUGUAUGCGUCCGAGCUUUUGAGGAUAUAUGCGUGCGUGCUGAGAUGUACAACAAGGAGAUUGAAGAGAGGGAAAAUGCGAUAGCGGAGAUGAGCCAGCUGGGAAUUAGCAGUGUUGUUCAAAAUGGUGAAUCAAGUACUAGCCAGUUCUCGAGUCGUCGAGUAAACGCAGAUAAUAGGACUAUCUUCCUCACAUUUUCUAAAGGAUACCCAAUUUCCAAAGCAGAAGUGUAUGCCUACUUCACCAGGAGAUUUGGGGAAAUUGUAGAAGCGAUACACAUGGGUGGAGCGGGAGAGAAUGAACAAACGCUGUAUGCAACGAUGCAGUUAAGUUCUGUCUCCAAAGUUCCAGAUAUUCUAACCGAAGACAGGACCCAAUACAUCAUCAAUGGAAAACAUGUUUGGGCUCGAAAAUUCAUUCCCAGUCACAAAUCCUCCUAGCUCCCAUCAUCUUUCUCCCCAUUCCUAUGGAAACUUUUUCUAGUUUCAUAUGUUUUUCUUGUUUUUUUUUAAUUUAUCUCAAGGAGUUGUGAAGGGCAUCACAUGCCCAUUUCUACAAAUUUGAGACUUAUUUUUAUUAUUGAGGGGGUGGGGACUUUCAUUGGUGAUUGACAUUUGGUUUUAUCUUUGAACUAUUUUGCAUGGACUCAAGUUGUUCACUUUUCAAACAUCUUAUGGGCACUCUUGUCCAAAAGAAAUAAGCUUUUGGGACCCCAAAAGGCUGUGUUGGUGUGAAAAAAAGAAACAAAAUUGAACACUCACGACUUCAUUUUUCACAUCCCGGAGUAUGUAUAAGGAUCUGACAUCGUUACCUGCCGGCCAUAGUAAUCCAGAGCUAUACUCUGGCCAAGAACACUGCCGAUGGUUCUGAUGCCAUCAAUGUUCAGGGACUGCAACAUGAUGUAGUCCAGUCCUCCUUGCAUCCAGGUGUUCAGAUCUGGAUUCUCUCUUACUUCAUAUUCUGCAGUUUUAAAGAAACCAAAGAUAUCAAAGUUACAACACAACACCACUAAUAAGUUUUUAGCAGCUCAUCCAAAAAAAGAGUGGAACUCACCAUCUUUUCUCAUCUCAGACAACAAACCAGAAGAAUGCCUCUCCACGACUUUAAGAUACUCAUCAAUGAAGCACCAUUGCCUCAUCUUCCUAUUAAAAUGCCUGUUGCAACUUAUCAUGUCUCGUCUUCGAGUACUGGAACGUCGGUGAGCUCUGGUGGUGCCACUGCAACGUUUUCAAGUUCUCAAGUUGGUCGUUGAGGAGAUAUAUGUCGUGUGUGUGUUGUAUUUUAGUUAUUUUUCGUCUGUGUAACCGAUAAUACUUGUUUCUGUUACUCUUUGCUUCUGAAAGAAGUUUCUACAAUUGA